AAAUGUACAUUAAAAAGCCGUUUUGACAUACAAGACAGUUCAUUCGGAAUUGUAAAUCAAGUGUCGGUGGUGGUGUGUAGAAAGGUUAGAUAAGAAGUAAUAAAGCGGCAAUUGAAAUAAAAAAUUAAGAUGGCGCACAACGGAUUUUUAAAACAAAAACCAGGAUUUGCCACGAUUGCUAUACAUACCGGUCAAGAACCAGAAAAAUGGAAAAGUGCGGCCGUAGUGCCACCGAUUGUUAUGUCCACUACUUUCAAACAACCGGCUCCGGCUGAACACACGGGUUUUGAGUAUGGGCGAUCAGGAAAUCCAACUAGAAAUACUUUAGAAGAAUGCCUUGCGGCAUUAGAUGGUGGAAAACACGGAUUUACUUUUGCUUCUGGUCUUGGCGCAAUGUCAACAGUUGUGAUGCUGCUUAGUAAAGGCGAUCACAUCGUUUCAAUUGAUGAUGUCUAUGGUGGCACAAACCGUCUUUUAAGACAAGUUGUUACAAGAAUGGGAAUCGACGUCACUUUUACGGACACUACAGUUCCUGGAAACUUAGAAAAAGCAAUUCAAAAAAAUACAAAGAUGCUUUGGCUAGAAACACCGACAAACCCGAACAUGAAGGUUGUUGAUAUUGCCGCUGCAGUCAAAACAGCAAAGAGUCUCGGUGACAUUAUUGUCGUUGUAGACAACACAUUCCUUACACCUUACUUACAAAAGCCUUUGGACUUUGGAGUGGAUAUCGUUUUAUAUUCCUUAACAAAAUAUAUGAAUGGUCAUUCUGAUGUAGUUAUGGGAGCAGCGGUUGUCAACGAUGAAGUUAUAGCCGAUAAACUUCGAUUUUUACAAAAUUCAAUGGGAAUUGUUCCAUCACCAUUUGAUAGUUACUUAGUCAACAGAAGUUUGAAAACAUUGGCUUUACGCAUGGAGCGUCAUAAAGAAUCUGCACUAGUAGUUGCCAAAUGGUUAGAGUCACAUCCAAAUGUUAUCGAAGUAAUGCACCCAGGCUUGCCUUCCCAUAAACAAUAUGAUAUCACCAAAAAACAAACGAGUGGUCAUUCUGGAGUUUUUAGUUUCAAACAUGCUGGAGAUCUAAAAGAAUCAAGAAAGUUUCUAAGUUCGCUGAAAGUAUUCACAUUGGCAGAAAGUUUGGGGGGAUAUGAAAGUCUUGCGGAAUUACCUUCGCUGAUGACACAUGCGUCAGUUCCCGAGAAGCAGCGUGAAGAACUUGGAAUCACACAUGCACUGAUAAGGCUUUCUGUUGGGUUAGAGGAUGUUGAAGACCUCUUAGCAGAUUUGGACAGCGCAUUCAAAGUAGCAUUUGAAUGAAUUAGCAAGUUUUAUUUAAAUUCAGACAAUCUCUUAUUCGUUUACAUUUUAUUUAAAUUAGUAUUUUACUAUUGUUAGACAGGAUGUCUAUGAGACGCAGGUUUGAUUACGCAGUACCUAUAAAAAAAUUACAAUACUUUUCAUUAUUACGUUAUUUUACUAUAAACUGUGUUUAUUGAAUAUUAAUUUAUAUUUAAUUGUGUAUUGUGUAUUUAUGUGAUAGGUACAUUUUACAAUAAAUUAUGUUUUAAGUAGGUGUAAGUAGUUACGUCUCAUAGAUGUCCAAAAAUGAAACUUCUUGUUUUGUUACUUAUUUACUUUUGUUUGUAUACGACAUUCUCAAUAACUAGCAUAUUCGCAGUGAUAUUUUGUAUCUCAUAAUUUAUGGGUUAACAAUUUUGUUAUAGAUUUAAGUCUUGUUAAGCUUCGACAUGUGAAUUAUCAUAAUGUUAUUCAAUCAUUAAAUCUUCACAUACUUUCAUGCAUAAAUCUUAUUUGACAACACACAAUAGGGUUUACUGGUUGAACUUAACAUAUCAAUAGAAAGGUUAAUUGUGUGCAUUUGUUUACACUUUGUGGAAAUAUUGUCGUGACAGUAUUUUACUGAACUUACUAUUCCCUACCUCAUUGUGAUUCGUUUUCGAAAGUGCUAUUUUGGAUGUUUAUUAUCACAAUUUUAUUUUAUUUUCUGAUGUGCUGAGAACUUAAUAUUAUUGAAAUAAUCCUCUUAUAUUUACUUUUUUAUUUAUUGAAAUACCGAUAUUUAUUGAAGAAUUUUCACUUCUGAUUAUUUUGGUACUAUUUUUAUGUAUUAAUAUGCCAGACAAUAAAAAAAUCAAACCGA
This is a messenger RNA of Spodoptera litura, 2158 nucleotides long. RefSeq names its product Cystathionine gamma-lyase (gene Cth). Gene Ontology annotation, cellular component: cytoplasm. Gene Ontology annotation, molecular function: cystathionine gamma-lyase activity; pyridoxal phosphate binding. The record is from RefSeq and is a predicted model, not a curated record. Lineage: Eukaryota; Metazoa; Arthropoda; Insecta; Lepidoptera; Noctuidae. Gene Ontology annotation, biological process: transsulfuration.